CAAACGCUCUCGCACAUGUGGCGGAUAUAGGCUCUAAGUCCACCAACGCUAACCAAUUCUUUUUUUUUUGACUUGAGAGACGAGCGCGCCGAGAGACCAAAAAGUAUUUUUAUUGCAACACAGAGUUUGUGUAGAAUUGAAUGAAAGUAGGACAGCAUCAGUGACUUGUUUAUACGGUGUUUCUUUUUAGAGCCCUCAGAAAAAUGCAUAGAGCACGGAGUGCACUGAAUUGUAUGCUGAUCCCCAGCGGACAGCAAUCUUUCGCAUCAUGGCUGAAUUGCAGUGCCUCAAAAUCGAGAAUUGCCAGCGAAUUACUUCCUGCCUCAUCGCUGAGACAGUACAAUUCCGCUGCGGCGGAGCCCUUCCUCAAUGGCUCCAGCUCAAACUACGUGGAGGACAUGUACAAUGCCUGGCUGCGAGACCCGGCGUCAGUGCACGCGUCUUGGGAUGCGUACUUCAGAAACAACUCAUACACCGCGCCACCAUCAUUGGCGCCGGUUCCCAAGGGACAUGUGGCUCUGUCUGAGAUCCGUGGACUCCCAGCGGGCAUUGGCUCUGCCAUGUCGUCUGAUGAGAAGGUGAUUGACGAUCAUCUGGCCGUGCAGGCCAUCAUUCGGAGUUAUCAGUCACGUGGUCAUUUGAUGGCUGAUUUGGAUCCGCUCGGAAUAUUGAAUUCUGAGCUUAAAGUUGGUCCGGAUGGAGUGAAGCGACGUGCUAAUGAGCAAGUGACGAGAAAAUAUAUGAAUUUUGGUGAACACGAUAUGGAGAGGGUGUUUAAACUCCCAAGCACCACUUUUAUUGGCGGAAAGGAGAAAUAUCUGUCAUUGAGAGAGAUUCUCGAUCGUCUGGAGCAUGUUUACUGCAACAAGAUUGGCGUGGAAUUCAUGUUCAUCAACUCACUGGAACAGUGCAACUGGAUUCGACAGAAGUUUGAGACGCCGGAAAUAAUGAAGUUCACCAAUGAUGAGAAGCGUCUGAUUUUGGCACGAUUGAGUCGUGCGGCUGGCUUUGAGAACUUCUUGGCGAAGAAAUUCUCGUCGGAGAAGAGAUUUGGUCUCGAGGGUGCCGAAAUAAUGAUUCCAGCCAUGAAGCAGGUGAUUGAUGUGUCAACACGACUUGGUGUUGAAUCAAUUAUCAUGGGAAUGCCACAUCGUGGACGUCUCAAUGUGCUGGCCAAUGUCUGUCGCAAGCCACUGCAUCAGAUUCUGACACAAUUUGCCGGUCUCGAGGCUGCUGAUGAUGGAUCAGGUGACGUGAAGUAUCACUUGGGCACGUACAUUGAGCGUCUGAAUCGUGUGACGAACAAGAACAUUCGCUUGGCUGUUGUUGCCAAUCCGUCUCAUCUGGAGUGUGUGAAUCCUGUUGUGCAGGGCAAGACGCGAGCUGAGCAGUUCUACCGUGGCGAUGGCGAGGGCAAGAAGGUGAUGUCGAUCCUCGUGCACGGCGAUGCUGCAUUCUGUGGUCAGGGUGUUGUCUUUGAGACGUUCCACUUGGCCGAUUUGCCCGAUUACACAACUCACGGCACUAUUCAUAUCGUGGUGAAUAAUCAGAUUGGCUUCACAACGGAUCCGCGUCGAUCACGUUCGUCGCCGUACUGCACAGAUGUGGCGCGUGUGGUGAAUGCGCCCAUCUUCCACGUGAACGCCGAUGACCCUGAGGCCGUGAUGCACGUGUGCAAUGUGGCGGCGGAGUGGCGUGCGACAUACCACAAGGAUGUGGUGAUUGAUCUGGUGUGCUAUCGUCGCAAUGGACACAAUGAGAUUGACGAGCCGAUGUUCACGCAGCCGCUCAUGUACCAGAAGAUCAGGCAGCUGAAGCCCAUCCUGGAGAUCUACUCCGACAGGCUGGUGACAGAAGGUGUGGUGUCGAAUGACGAAGUGAAGGCCGUCAAGGAUAAAUAUGAGAAGAUUUGUGAGGAGGCAUUCGAGCUGGCCAAGACGGAGACACACAUCAAGUACAAGGAUUGGCUGGAUUCACCGUGGUCGGGCUUCUUCGAGGGCAAGGACCCGCUGAAGGUGUGCCCCACGGGCGUUCACGAGGAGACACUCGUGCACAUUGGGAACCGCUUCUCCCAGCCGCCGCCCAAUGCGGCCGAAUUCACCAUUCACAAGGGUCUCAUGCGUAUUUUGGCGGCUCGCAAGGAGAUGGUGGACAAGCGCACCGUCGACUGGGCUCUGGGCGAGGCCAUGGCCUUCGGCUCGCUGCUGAAGGAGGGAAUUCACGUGCGUCUGUCGGGACAGGAUGUGGAGCGUGGCACAUUCUCCCAUCGUCACCAUGUGCUGCAUCACCAGCGCGUGGAUAAGGCCACCUACAGGCCCCUGUGCCACCUGUACCCCGACCAGGGACCCUACACCGUCUGCAACAGCUCCCUGUCUGAGUUCGCGGUGCUGGGCUUCGAGCACGGCUACUCGAUGACCAAUCCCAAUGCCCUGGUGAUGUGGGAGGGCCAGUUUGGUGAUUUCAUGAACACCGCCCAGUGCAUCAUUGACCAGUUCAUCUCGUGCGGCCAGGCGAAGUGGGUGCGACAGAGUGGACUGGUGAUGCUCCUGCCGCACGGCAUGGAAGGCAUGGGUCCGGAGCACUCGUCGGCGCGUCUUGAGCGCUUCUUGCAGCUCUCCUCUGACGAUCCCGACUACUUCCCACCCGAGUCUGAGGAGUUUGCCAUUCGGCAGCUGCACGACAUCAACUGGAUUGUGGCCAAUUGCUCAACGCCGGCCAAUUACUUCCACAUCAUGCGUCGGCAAAUUCACAUGCCCUUCCGCAAGCCACUGAUCCUCAUGACGCCCAAGUCGCUGCUGAGACAUCCGGAGUGCAAGAGCUCCUUUGACAUGAUGACCGGCAACACGGAGUUCCUGCGUCUCAUCCCGGAAGACGGUGAUGCCGCCAAUAAUGCCUCUGGCGUGAAGAAGGUCAUCUUCUGCAGUGGACGCGUCUACUAUGACUUGCUGAAGGCGCGACGUGAUAAGAAACUUGAAUCUGAUAUUGCUAUUGCUCGUGUUGAGCAGAUUUCUCCGUUCCCGUAUGAUCUGGUGAAGAAGGAGGCGGAAAAGUACAGCAACGCUGAGCUGGUUUGGACUCAGGAGGAGGCGAAGAAUCAGGGAGCCUGGUGCUAUGUUCAGCCGCGAUUCCACACGGCUCUCAAUGCAGCACGUGAAGUCAGUAGUCAUGAGGUAGGAAACCGAGAGAUUACUCCAGAUGCUGCUGCGUCCAGUGCUUCCGCUUCAUCAUCGUCUGCUACUACUGACCAAUCAAAUGAUGGUACAUGGUUGGGUCGUAUUUUUGGGCCGCAGAGCCCGAAAAAGCAUGCGAAUAUUAAUACCGACUUUUCACCAACGCAUAGUGAUUUUAAUAGGCCGUCUGACGGAUAUGCGGCCAAAGUGAAAAAAUCAUAUAAAACGACGACGAGAACGAUUAGCUACUGCGGUCGUCCAACUGCUGCUUCAACGGCCACUGGAUCGAAGGCACAGCACAACAAGGAGUUGGCUCACUUCCUGGAGGACGCGAUGGCGCUUUAAGUGGCGAGAGAAAGGAGAAAUUUGAUGUCUUAAGGAAAAUUAUUAAUUUAUUUCAAUUGAAUACCAGAUAUAAAUCAAACCUGAUAGAUAAAAUGAAGAAGAGAGAAACACUGUAUUUUGUCAUAUAACACAGAUGAUGAUGAUGAGGAAUUUUAAAAGUAAUUUAUUUUAUUAUCAUGUAUUGAGAAAUAUUUUCUUUCUGUUUAUCUUAAAAAAAAACAAUCAACAAUGAAAGAAGAAAUCUUGAUAUGAAGAAAAUAUGUAGAAAUCGCUGCUGAUGAGAACAAACUAUCGAAUUACGAAUAUUUAGGAUGUGUGAUGUCUUUAGUUUUGUUCGAUGUGUAAUUUUCUUUAGAUUGAUGCAAACAUAAAAAAAAGAGAUAAAAUUAUGAUAUGAACUAAGAAAAAAAAAGAAAUGUAGGAAAAAAUGUUAUGAAUUCGUAGAUUUAUUUUCUUUUUGCCUUUUGAUGUGGCCAGAAUUCUAUACAAGGAUGAGGAAAGGAAAAGAAGAAAUCUUUUUGACUAUAUAUUUAUUCAAGUGAUACAGGUGAGAGAGAGGGCGGUUGGGGGUGGAAAUUCACUGAGAGAGGGCAAGAGAACCAUUGCAGAGAGUGUUUUGUUGAAUGGGUGCUAGAGAGACAGUGGAAUUUUUCAGGUGGACUGAAUGGAAUCCGCAUGGAAUACAAAGAGGAAGAAGAAAGAAAAAAUGUCAGUAUUGAAGAAACUUUCGCAUCUGUUAACCAAAAAAAAAAGAAGAAGAGAUAAAAGGAAAUGAAAGAUGAUUAUAAAUGAUUGCUUUUAAGACACUUUAUAAACUAACAAGUAGAAGUUAUAGAGGACAAACUACCACUCAGAGGAAUGUUACUACAAAGUGCUUAAAAGCGUGAUAUUACCACAAAUGAUUCUUUAAUGUUUGUAGAGAAAACAAAAAUUGCACCUUCUUCACCUCUUUAAUGAUAACUGAGAUAAUAUAUAUAAAAGUAAAGAAAAAUAACUUAUGAAAUGAUGUUACUGAUGUGCAUGAUUUCUCUCGUGACGCGCACCAAUUUGUGAACCCCUUUUAAAUGUAUUUUUGGGAAUCUUGACGUUGAAAAAAAAAGAAUGUUCUACACUUGACUCAAUCGGAUUUAUUAGUGUUAUUAUUUUAGGAGGAAGAUUCAUCAUUUAUUUAUUUCUAAUUGAUAUUUCAAUUUAAGACGCAAAAUAAAGAACAUCAACAUCAAAAACUUUA
Phlebotomus argentipes is the source of this 4746-nucleotide messenger RNA. It is a transcript of the gene Nc73EF, whose product is annotated as 2-oxoglutarate dehydrogenase complex component E1. Gene Ontology annotation, biological process: tricarboxylic acid cycle. Gene Ontology annotation, cellular component: oxoglutarate dehydrogenase complex; mitochondrion. The transcript has 11 exons. NCBI's taxonomy places the organism in Eukaryota, Metazoa, Arthropoda, Insecta, Diptera, Psychodidae. Gene Ontology annotation, molecular function: oxoglutarate dehydrogenase (succinyl-transferring) activity; thiamine pyrophosphate binding. The record is from RefSeq and is a predicted model, not a curated record. Bases 204 to 3515 code for a protein of 1103 amino acids.